UCCGGGAAAGGGAAUCUCAAUUUCUUUUGUCCAACUACUUAUAUUAUAAACAUAGAACUUGUCAACAGAGAGGUGUUUCAUUCCACUGUAGAUCUAAUCAUGGAGACUACUACGUCGCCUCUGCUCCCCGGUGAUCACAGCCGAUGCGGGUGGCUCCGCCGUCGUCUCCGCCUCAAAAACCCUCUUUCUUCUGAACUCUCCGGUGCUGUCGGUGAUCUGGGUACCUUCAUACCCAUCGUCCUAACACUAACUCUAGUCUCCAAUCUCGAUCUCUCAGCCACUCUCAUCUUCACUGGAUUCUACAACAUCGCCACCGGUCUCCUCUUCGAUAUCCCUAUGCCCGUACAGCCCAUGAAAUCCAUCGCCGCCGUCGCCGUUUCCGAAUCCCCUCACCUCACUCCUUCUCAGAUCGCCGCCGCCGGAGCAUCCACUGCUGCCACGCUUCUCCUUCUCGGCGCCACAGGGGCCAUGUCUUUCCUCUACAACCUCAUCCCUCUCCCAGUCGUACGCGGCGUCCAGCUUUCUCAGGGUCUUCAGUUCGCCUUCACGGCCAUCAAAUACGUCAGGUUUAACUACGACACUGCUACUCUCAAGCCUUCUUCUUCUCCACGUACUUGGCUAGGCCUUGACGGCCUUAUCGUGGCUCUAGCUGCUCUGCUCUUCAUCAUUUUGUCCACAGGCUCUGGCAACGACGACAGAGACACCGAAGAAGAAGAAGACGCAGCAGAGACUUCUAUCAACGACAGCCGGAGGAGACUGCGGCUUCUGUCUUCGAUUCCAUCAGCGCUCAUCGUGUUCGUAAUCGGGUUGGUGCUCUGUUUCAUACGUGAUCCUUCCAUUUUCAAAGACCUUAAAUUCGGUCCCUCCAAGUUCCAUAUUUUAAAAAUAACUUGGGAAGAUUGGAAAAUCGGGUUUGUAAGAGCGGCCAUCCCUCAGAUUCCACUGUCUGUUCUGAACUCAGUGAUCGCCGUUUGCAAAUUAUCCAAUGACUUGUUUGACAAGGAACUCUCUGCGACGACAGUCUCUGUAAGCGUUGGGGUGAUGAAUUUAAUCGGCUGCUGGUUCGGCGCUAUGCCUGUUUGUCACGGAGCUGGCGGGCUAGCCGGGCAGUACCGGUUCGGCGCAAGGAGUGGGUUGUCAGUUAUAUUUCUUGGGAUCGGGAAACUUGUUGUGGGUCUUGUGUUCGGAAACUCGUUUGUAAGGAUUCUGAGCCAGUUUCCGAUCGGCAUUCUUGGGGUGCUGUUGUUAUUCGCGGGGAUUGAACUGGCAAUGGCAUCCAAGGACAUGAACACCAAAGAAGAAUCAUUCAUUAUGCUUGUUUGCGCUGCCGUAUCCAUGACCGGCUCGAGUGCCGCCUUAGGGUUUGGGUGUGGACUUGGUCUUUAUUUGUUACUGAAGCUAAGAACGUUGGACUGUUCAUCGGUCACUCUGUUUUCACGGUCAAGUGAUGGAUCCCAGGUCGAUUCUGGAGGGACUCCUCGUUUGGUCUAAACUUUGAAUUGCUACUUAUUUGGAAACGGGGAUGUAGUGACCUCGAUUGCGUCUUCUGUCUUUGAUUUCAUCUUCUCGCUUCACUAUUUGUGAUGAGAGGUUGUGUAGUGGGAAAGUUUUGUCAUGUAAGGAGUGUGGAUAGAUAUAUCAUCCUCAUUGUAUUGAAAUUUUCAGGGAGAAACUCAUUCAUCCUAGUCAUUCUGAGCACAAGCUUGAACUGAAGUUGCAGGUUGGAUCUAAGUGCAUUGCCUGCAAAACUGAAUAUUACAAAGUCAGCUUCCAUAUCAAAUGCAGAGAAGCAGUCGAUGAUGCAUCAGGGAAGAACAAUGUUUGACCUUCACAAGUAUACUUUCAAGUUUCUGUAACUUUUGGAUGUUUGCUUUAUGUUCACCUUUAAUUUCAAGUCAACUGUCUUUAGUUAGAAACAAACCUUGUCUAUAUGUCUCACAUGUGUCAUUUUUCCUUGCAUUCUAAUUUAACAUUACAAAAUUAUUUUCUUUGUGA
This is a messenger RNA of Capsella rubella, 1995 nucleotides long. RefSeq names its product molybdate transporter 2. The transcript has a single exon. Gene Ontology annotation, biological process: molybdate ion transport. Bases 100 to 1491 code for a protein of 463 amino acids. NCBI's taxonomy places the organism in Eukaryota, Viridiplantae, Streptophyta, Magnoliopsida, Brassicales, Brassicaceae. The record is from RefSeq and is a predicted model, not a curated record. Gene Ontology annotation, molecular function: molybdate ion transmembrane transporter activity.